AUGGUGAAAGGAAAAGAAAAGUCCACUUAUUCCAAAGGAAGGUGUAAAGCCCUGGAAAAACUCGAAAAUACAGAUAGGAUCUGCUCGGAUAGCUGUGGGAUCGGUCUGCUCGUCCAGCAUAUCGUCUUCGUUAUCUGGCGUUAUCAAGAAGUGUGGAAAGAAAUAGCCGACGGUAGAACGUUUAACGAAGGGAAUAUAAGGGAAUACGCAUACCGCUUACAACCCAGGGAUAUAAUCCAACACAGAUUCGAAGUAGAAGGUCAUAAUCUUCUACUUCGACACAUGAAGAAGGAACAAUACGGCAUUAAGAAACAUCGCAAAAGCACCGUUCAAACAGAAGGGAGGUCGUCAGGAGCCAAAACGAGAGACAAGAAUAAUUUAAUAGAGUGGAAAUACAGAUCCUGCAGCGAGGUAACAGAUGAGGAAGCAGAAAAACGAGUCUUAGUGGUCUCAGGUGGGCCCCAAAGGUAGAACAGAACCUUUAGCAAAAACCCAAGACCCUUCGACCGGAAAAUCAAGGCGGAGCCACAUCUAACGAGAUUUCUAUCCGAUUGAAGGAAUCUGUCCUUUCUGUAAUUGGAAAUUUAUUUGUGGCUUAUUGCAUAAUAGCAAGUACUGUUAUUAUUAGAAUAUAUAUACACCUACUUAUUUUCCAUCAUAAUUAACAUUUUUAGUCAAAAAUUCUGUACCAUUAAAUAGUGAAAUAUUAAGCACUUAAUAUCAUCUUGUAGUCAUAUAAAUUAUAAUGAAGUCCUGUAAGGAAGAAUGUCCAUUGUCAUUUAAUUCUUAAAUUAG
Messenger RNA from Nezara viridula (southern green stink bug), 795 nucleotides. The record is from the annotation of a GenBank genome assembly. NCBI's taxonomy places the organism in Eukaryota, Metazoa, Arthropoda, Insecta, Hemiptera, Pentatomidae.